AUGUCACCUGUUACCGGACCAGGUACCGUUAGACCAGAUUUGGUAAGCGGUGUAGGAGUACCGGUAUCACGUGAUCAAUUCGACUAUAGUGGUAUAUUAGGUGGUCCUGGUAGUAUGAAUGGAAUGACAUCAGCUACUUCAACAUCAUCAUUAGGUACCAUCGGAAUGAGUACACCUCGUGUUAGUACUAAGAAACGAUCAAAAAGCGUAAAAUUAGAUUCGGAUGAUGAUGCUAGGUCAAAUGAUGAUCGUGAAGCUGAUCGUCGUAGUGCUAACAACGCUCGUGAAAGGAUUCGGGUAAAAGAUAUAAAUAUGGCAUUCAAGGAACUUGGCAAAAUGUGUGCACAGCAUUUGCAACAAGGCUCUGAUAAGACUCAAACAAAAUUAGGCGUAUUACAUCAAGCUGUGGCUGUAAUUACCGGACUUGAAGAACAGGUACGUCAGAGGAAUUUGAAUCCGAAAGCAGCAUGCCUAAAAGGAGGGAAGAAGAGAAACUAUGCCAUCUAUAGCAGGGAAUGAUGAUUUGAAAGGACACAGUGGCGCAUUUCUACCUGCGCAAUUAACUUUUCCCGGAACGAAUCACUUAAAUCAGUAAUUAAUAAAUGCUAUAACAACG
Loa loa (African eye worm) is the source of this 616-nucleotide messenger RNA. RefSeq lists its product as hypothetical. Lineage: Eukaryota; Metazoa; Nematoda; Chromadorea; Rhabditida; Onchocercidae. The transcript has 4 exons. Gene Ontology annotation, cellular component: transcription regulator complex. Gene Ontology annotation, biological process: regulation of transcription by RNA polymerase II. The coding region runs from base 1 to 519 and encodes 172 amino acids. Gene Ontology annotation, molecular function: DNA-binding transcription factor activity, RNA polymerase II-specific; RNA polymerase II cis-regulatory region sequence-specific DNA binding; protein dimerization activity. The record is from RefSeq and is a predicted model, not a curated record.